UGCUCGGGCUGCGCCGCGGGCCGGGCCGCGGCCGCGGGCGACGUCGAGUGCGGGGCCUGCGCCGCCGGGCGCUACUCCGAGGACGCGGCCGCCGCCUGCGGCGAGUGCGACGCGGGCUCCUUCUCGCUGACGAGCGCGACGGAGUGCGUCGCGUGCGCCGCGGGCUACAUCUCCGACGCGGGCGCCGAAAGCUGCGCCCAGUGCGACGCGGGCCGCUACGCGAACGGCGGCGCGUCGUGCGACGCCUGCCCGGCGGGGUCGUUCUCCCAGGGCGGCGCGACGGCGUGCGUCGACUGCCCCGACGGCUCCAUCUCGGCGGAGGGAUCCGGCGCGUGUUCUCAGUGCGACGUCGGGACCUACGCCGACGCGGCGACGCAGAGCUGCCUCGACUGCCCGGCGGGGACCUACUCGCUCACGGGCGCGGCGAGCUGCGUCGCCUGCGGCGCCGGCCUCGUGUCUUUCGCCGGGGCGCCCGUGUGCACGCAGUGCGGGUCGGGUCGCUACGUCUUCGACGCGGGCUCCUGCGCCGACUGCCCCGCGGGAUCAUCGUCCUCUACGUGCUGCCGACGAUCUGCGUGCUCUUCUUCGUCGCGAUCGUGUUUUCGUUGA
Messenger RNA from Aureococcus anophagefferens, 609 nucleotides. RefSeq lists its product as hypothetical. The transcript is spliced from 2 exons. The annotation marks the transcript as partial. NCBI's taxonomy places the organism in Eukaryota, Pelagophyceae, Pelagomonadales, Pelagomonadaceae. The record is from RefSeq and is a predicted model, not a curated record.